AUGGAAAUCUACACCGAUGGAAAUCUACACCGAUGGAAAUCUACACCGACGGAAAUCUACACCGAUGGAAAUCUACACCGACGGAAAUCUACACCGACGGAAAUCUACACCGACGGAAAUCUACACCGACGGAAAUCUACACCGAUGGAAAUCUACACCGAUGGAAAUCUACACCGAUGGAAAUCUACACCGACGGAAAUCUACACCGAUGGAAAUCUACACCGAUGGAAAUCUACACCGAUGGAAAUCUACACCGACGGAAAUCUACACCAAUGGAAAUCUACACCGAUGGAAAUCUACACCGAUGGAAAUCUACACCGACGGAAAUCUACACCGAUGGAAAUCUACACCGACGGAAAUCUACACCGACGGAAAUCUACACCGACGGAAAUCUACACCGACGGAAAUCUACACCGAUGGAAAUCUACACCGAUGGAAAUCUACACCGAUGGAAAUCUACACCGACGGAAAUCUACACCGAUGGAAAUCUACACCGACGGAAAUCUACACCGACGGAAAUCUACACCGAUGGAAAUCUACACCGACGGAAAUCUACACCGAUGGAAAUCUACACCGACGGAAAUCUACACCGACGGAAAUCUACACCGACGGAAAUCUACACCGACGGAAAUCUACACCGAUGGAAAUCUACACCGAUGGAAAUCUACACCGAUGGAAAUCUACACCGACGGAAAUCUACACCGACGGAAAUCUACACCGAUGGAAAUCUACACCGAUGGAAAUCUACACCGACGGAAAUCUACACCGACGGAAAUCUACACCGACGGAAAUCUACACCGAUGGAAAUCUACACCGAUGGAAAUCUACACCGAUGGAAAUCUACACCGAUGGAAAUCUACACCGACGGAAAUCUACACCGAUGGAAAUCUACACCGACGGAAAUCUACACCGACGGAAAUCUACACCGAUGGAAAUCUACACCGACGGAAAUCUACACCGAUGGAAAUCUACACCGACGGAAAUCUACACCGACGGAAAUCUACACCGACGGAAAUCUACACCGACGGAAAUCUACACCGACGGAAAUCUACACCGAUGGAAAUCUACACCGAUGGAAAUCUACACCGACGGAAAUCUACACCGAUGGAAAUCUACACCGAUGGAAAAGCCCUGAUUUAA
Knipowitschia caucasica is the source of this 1140-nucleotide messenger RNA. NCBI's taxonomy places the organism in Eukaryota, Metazoa, Chordata, Actinopteri, Gobiiformes, Gobiidae. The record is from the annotation of a GenBank genome assembly.